Molecule: messenger RNA, 1832 nt
Organism: Callorhinus ursinus (northern fur seal)
Lineage: Eukaryota; Metazoa; Chordata; Mammalia; Carnivora; Otariidae
Source: RefSeq, a predicted model, not a curated record
GGAGCAAGCAGUAGCGGACGACAGCUGGAAUAAAGAGAGCUAGUGGUAAAGGUUGCUGAUGGAGGGGUGGCGAAAGGGGUAGAGGGCAGGAGACGGCCCCUACACCGAGGGCUGCUCGGAGGUCCCGGCUGGCCCUUCGGAGGUCCGUUCUUGUUAGUCCCACAACCCCUGGCUACGCGAGGCUAGGGUUUAUUAGACGGAGUCAGUUGUGGCGUUCAGAGGGUCAGCAAUCAAUCCUGCGAAUCCAGAGUUUCAGACUUGUCGCCAAUAUUGGGACCCGGGGGAGGGGGGUAGAUUCCGUGUUUGAGAUGCCGAGGGAAUCUGUCUUUUGAUUCAGGGUUCAGCACUUAGAGGUAGCAGUUGCCGCCAUGCUCAAAGCUGUGAUCCUGAUUGGAGGCCCUCAAAAGGGGACCCGCUUCAGGCCUUUGUCUUUUGAGGUGCCCAAGCCCCUGUUUCCAGUGGCGGGGGUACCUAUGAUCCAGCACCACAUUGAGGCCUGUGCCCAGGUCCCUGGGAUGCAGGAGAUUCUGCUCAUUGGCUUCUACCAACCUGACGAGCCCCUUACCCGAUUUCUAGAGGCUGCCCAGCAGGAGUUUAACCUUCCCAUCAGGUACCUGCAAGAAUUUGUGCCCCUGGGCACAGGAGGUGGUCUCUACCAUUUCCGGGACCAGAUCCUGGCCGGGGGCCCUGAGGCCUUCUUUGUGCUCAACGCUGAUGUCUGCUCCGACUUCCCCUUGAGUGCUAUGUUGGAUGCCUACAGACACCAGCCUCACCCUUUCUUGCUCCUUGGCACCACGGCUAACAGGACACAGUCCCUCAACUACGGCUGCAUUGUAGAGAACCCACAGACACACGAGGUCCUGCACUAUGUGGAGAAACCUAGCACCUUUGUUAGUGACGUCAUCAACUGUGGCAUCUACCUCUUUUCCCCGGAAGCCCUGAAGCCCCUUCGGGAUGUCUUCCAGCGAAACCAGCAGGAUGGGCAACUGGAGGACUCUUCAGGCCUGUGGCCAGGGGCAGGCACCAUCCGCCUGGAGCAGGAUGUGUUCUCCGCCCUGGCUGGGCAGGGCCAGAUCUACGUCCACCUCACUGAUGGUAUCUGGAGCCAAAUCAAGUCUGCAGGCUCAGCCCUCUAUGCCUCCCGCCUCUACCUGGGCCAGUACCAGCUCACUCACCCAGAACGCCUGGCCAAGCACGCCCCCGGGGGUCCACGAAUCCGAGGAAAUGUUUACAUCCACCCCACGGCCAAGGUGGCCCCGUCGGCGGUGCUGGGCCCCAACGUCUCCAUUGGGGAGGGGGUGACCGUGGGCGAGGGUGUGCGGCUCCGCGAGAGCAUCGUCCUCCAUGGGGCCACACUGCAGGAGCACACAUGUGUUCUGCACACUAUUGUGGGCUGGGGGAGCACUGUGGGGCGCUGGGCCCGUGUGGAGGGUACCCCCAAUGACCCCAAUCCCAACGACCCCCGAGCGCACAUGGACAGUGAGAGCCUCUUCAAGGAUGGGAAGCUGCUACCUGCCAUCACCAUCCUAGGCUGCCGUGUCCGGAUCCCUGCUGAGGUGCUCAUCCUGAACUCGAUUGUUCUGCCACACAAGGAGUUGAGCCGCAGCUUCACCAACCAGAUCAUCCUCUGAGGGGGACUGCCAGAAGGCACAUCCCCCCCGAACUCCCAACUCCUGCCCGCUCCCCACGAGGCUCCUGCCUGCAUGGCCAGCCUCUGUCCAAAAGGACCAGAGGAAGCCAGGUGGGAUUUUCACGUGCCAGGAGCAACGUGGGUGGCCGGGGAACUCCUGGCCUCCCUCUUCACUCCUUAAUAAACCCCAGUGAACCUUGGA